GACGCGGCAAUCAAAAUCGGACACAUCCCCUCCCCUUCCUUAGAUGCUUCGGAUCCCCACCACAUACCGUGCUCCAAUCCUUAGUAUUGCGGGGAGCUAGCUAUAUGACCUUAGAAAUUCGAUUCCAGCCAACCAAACCCUUUCUUUUUCGCGACUUCUACCCCACGCGAAAAUUACUGCAAGUAAUCUGAACCCUUCCUGUCGUAUCUGUUCCCGGCGAUAAUUAUAUCAACCCGCAUGAUAUAGAGUGUGAUACAUGAUAUCAAAUGCCGGAAAUGGAUAUGAAUGAAGGAAACGAACCAUCAGGCGACGAAAUCGCAAACGUGGUAUUAAAACAAUUUGACGAAUUGCCCACGAAGAGAAAACCUUUGAGUAGGGGAGAGGGGGUUAGGGAAUGGGUACCUUUGAGUGGGAUUGUUGCUUCUGGUGAGAAUGGAUUGACUUGUUUGGCUCUUGCGUGAGUUUUCUACGAAAAAUUUAAUGGGAUUUUUUCCUCGAUCAUUUAUGCAUAAAGAUGAAGGCAAUAGGAGAUUUGCGGGACGUGAAGUCACGUUUUGAUUCAAUCAACAGCUUCAUCUUCUAUUGUAUAGAGUAUCGUUACAUCACUUUCAUUCCUAACACCAUCCCAAUUCAGAACCGGCAUGAAAUGUCUUCCGCAGUCCAAACUUUCCCAUGCACAAGGCAACGUGCUUCACGACUGGCACGCGGAAAUCCUCUGUCUGCGCACCCUCAACCAUUUCUUCCUGCAAGAAAUUCUCGCUCUUCUUUCUACCCCCUCAAUUCCCUCCCAGUACCUCCAACAACGCUCUCCCGAGUCCAUCACACAUGAUUCAUUCCAACCUUUCGAACUCAAACCCCACAUCAAGCUCUUCAUGUAUUGUUCCGAAGCACCCUGCGGUGACGCAAGCAUGGAGCUCACAAUGGCAUCUCAAGACGAUCCGACACCUUGGGAUUUACCAUCUACCAGCACCUCUUCCUCAGACAUCAAACCCGAACUCCCAGGCCGAGCCAACUUCCAACUUCUCGGACGCGUACGUCGCAAACCCUCACGUCCAGACGCACCUCCCACCCUCUCGAAAUCCUGUUCCGAUAAACUAGCUACAUCUCAAUACACAUCCAUCCUCUCCUCUCUCACAUCCCUCUUUAUCUCCCCUCAAAACAUGUAUUUGCAUUCCCUCAUCCUCCCCGAAACGCAAUAUAACGAAACAGGCUUCGUGCGAUGUUUCCAGACUCGUCUAACCACUCUACGAAACAAAGAGAGAGGAACAAGAGAAAGUGGGUAUGGAUUUCACGAAGUCGGUAUCAAAACCACAGAGAAAGAAUUCGUGUAUUCUCGACGAGCAGAAGCUCACAAGACGAAAACAAUCGAAUAUGUAAGUAGCAAUAUAUCCACCUCUUGGGUGCGUGGCGAUGGGAAAUCAGGCGGGGAAACGCUGGUAAAUGGGGCGUUGCAGGGAAGAAAACAAUUUGAUGUGAAAGGUGCUAGUAGGGUUUGUAGAAGAAGAGGUUGGAAAUUGGGACUUGAAGUUCUGGGCGCGAUUACAGCAAGGCAGAUUGGUGGGAAGGAGGUUGUGAGGAGGAUUUGCAGGGGUUUGGAGGUGGAUGAAUAUAGGAAUUUAAAGGAAAGUGACAUAUUGAGAGAGAGGAGGAGGGCAAAGGAAGAAGUGAGGGAGUGCCUGGGUGGAUGGGUGAGGAAUGAGGGGGAUGAUGGAUUUGGGGUUGAGACUCCAAACCAUUAAAAAUGACAAUUAUACUGCAAAUGAAUUUAUCAAAUCACCAAUAUCACCA
Botrytis cinerea B05.10 is the source of this 1788-nucleotide messenger RNA. RefSeq lists its product as hypothetical. The transcript is spliced from 2 exons. Gene Ontology annotation, biological process: tRNA wobble adenosine to inosine editing. Lineage: Eukaryota; Fungi; Ascomycota; Leotiomycetes; Helotiales; Sclerotiniaceae. The record is from RefSeq and is a predicted model, not a curated record. Gene Ontology annotation, molecular function: RNA binding; tRNA-specific adenosine-37 deaminase activity. The coding region runs from base 642 to 1739 and encodes 365 amino acids.